Messenger RNA from Ostrea edulis (European flat oyster), 2200 nucleotides. RefSeq lists its product as uncharacterized. The transcript has 7 exons. The coding region runs from base 164 to 1021 and encodes 285 amino acids. NCBI's taxonomy places the organism in Eukaryota, Metazoa, Mollusca, Bivalvia, Ostreida, Ostreidae. The record is from RefSeq and is a predicted model, not a curated record. Gene Ontology annotation, cellular component: mitochondrion.
UUUAAAGCCAUAUUUUAACGUUGAGUACAUGUCCUUGUCAUGCAGACUAAGUUUAUAAAUUUCCGAACACCCUCAAAUCAUGUCAAAUAUGUUAAAAUAUAUUGUAAAGUGAAUAAUUUACCAAAAUGUCGAUGAUAAAUUUGACAAGAAGAACAGUGUGAGAAUGGCAUUAGGUGACAAACAGCCUAUGGAGAACACAACAGAAUCAUCAGAUCCACCCAGAGUAAAGGAGGGACUGUUUGCAAACUUGAAAUCUUUCUUUUUCACAGUCCCACAGGAUAAUGAAGUAUUUGCACCCAUAUCACCCAUCUCAAAGGGCAAAUUUUCUCCAAUCAUCGAUCAGGAGGUUGAUAAAUUCAUAGCAAGUGAAACUGGAUUAGACAGGCUAAAACACAUGUAUUCAUAUGAUCCUCUGACAAUAUUUAGUGCUGACUUGUACGGUGUACUCAGCAUGGCCACCCCCGUCACAUUGGUCUCAGGUGUUAUCAUAGCAGGACUUCGAUAUCCCAGAGCGAAGGAGGACUUUAUGAAAAGUCCAGAGAGGGGACUGGUCAAAUUUCAGAGGUCAAACCUCAGAAUGGCAAGAAGGUACAAGUAUGAUAUAAUUGCAUUAGAUGUCAUGAAAACAUCUGUCCGAGCAGCCGUUAAAUUUGGAGGAUUUUUCACAUGUAUUCUACUGGUGAAUCAGAAUUUAGCCACUUACAACAACAAAUCAAGCCCACUGUAUUACGCAGCAGGAGGAGCUGUUGCUGGUGCAAUAAAUAAAUUUUUCUAUGGUGUACGAGCUAUGGCUGCUGCAGGAAGCAUCGCCGGUGUGAUGGGGUUGCUGUAUGGCGGUGCAUUUUAUCUAUUUUUAAGACAGUAUGACAUGACACAGGAUAAAUUUCACUGGGAAGACGUUAAGAGAAGACUUGAAAUAGGGGUAAGACAAUUAAGAUUGCAAUACAGAAAACUUAUACAUCUGUUGUGGAAAAAACAUCAAUGUGAAAACAAAACAUCUAUUGUAAGACAGAGAUUGUAAGAUAGAGAUUGUAAGAUAGAGAUUGUAAGACAGAGAUUGUAAGACAAAGAUUGUAAGAUAGAGAUUGUAAGACAGAGAUUGUAAGACAGAUCUAGAGAUUGUAUGAUAGAGAUUGUAAGACAGAAAUUAUAAGACUAUGAUUGUAAGACAGAUCUAGAGAUUGCAAGACAGAGAUUGUAAGAUAGAGAUUGUAAGACAGUUCUAGAGAUUGUAAGACAGAGAUUGUAAGACAGAAAUUGUAAUACAGAGAUUGUAAGACAGAGAUUGUAAGACAGAUCAAGAGAUUGUACGACAGAUUUAAAGAUUGUAAGAUAGAGAUUGUAAGACAGAGAUUAUAAGACAGAGAUUGUAAGAUAGAUCUAGAGAUUGUAAGAUAGAGAUUGUAAGACAGAAAUUGUAAAACAGAUCUAGAGAUUGUAAGAUAGAGAUUGUAAGACAGAGAUUGUAUGACAGAUCUAGAGCUUGUAAGAUAGAGAUUGUAAGAUAGAUUUAGAGAUUGUAAGACAGAUCUAGAGAUUGUAAGACAUAGAUUGUAAGACAGAGAUUGAAGACAAAAAUGCAAUGCAAAGAAUAUUGAAUUUUAAAAAAAAAAGAGCAUUGAUAUUUAUGUGAUAAGACAAGAUUUGCAGUGUAACAACAAGAUGAAAGCUGAUAGAUUAUCAUAAUAUCAAAAAUGAAAAAUAAGACUGCUUUAAAUGUAGAUGUGAUGUAAAUGAGGGUAACAAAAAUAUGCAGUUGAUUUUGAGAAGGAUAUCACUAUUAUCACCUGUUGCUGGAAACAAAGUACUUUGUUUUGUGUACUUGUUUGUCUUGUUUUUACUCCCCUGAGAUAUAAGCUGAAAUAAGCUCUUUUGAUCAUCAUCUGUCCAUAAACUUUACACAUUUUUUACUUCUUCUCCAGAACAAUUGGGCCAAUAUCAAUUAAACUUGUCAUAAGGCAUCAUUGGGUAAAGGGAAUUCAAAAUUCUCCAAAUGUACAUAUGUAUGGUCACACACAUUUCAAAGGGAAGAUAAUUAAAGAUAUGGUGGAAAUGUGAUGCUAUCUUUUUUUCAAAAUCCUCUUCUCAAGAACCACUGGACCAGACAAGACAAUGCAUGUACUUAGGUGAAAGCUUCCUUAACAAAUGUAAAUUCAAAAUUGUUCAAAUCAUGGCCCAGGGUGGGGAUGAAGGUUUUAAA